Messenger RNA from Cooperia oncophora, 864 nucleotides. NCBI's taxonomy places the organism in Eukaryota, Metazoa, Nematoda, Chromadorea, Rhabditida, Trichostrongylidae. The record is from the annotation of a GenBank genome assembly.
AUGGGAUUUCAGCUAGAAGCUCCGAAAAUCUCAAAUCUAUCGCGUGAUCUCGCUAAUGGUGUUGUACUCAUUCGGCUUAUUGAGUCACUUCAAGGCAGAAAAUACUAUGGAAAGCACUACUGUAUGCUGAAAGUUUCGGGUGGUGUGCACGGUGCAAUACAUAAAGUUAUGAUUCCUGCACAGGACGGGAUUUAUGAAGAUGACCCGACGGAGAUUCAAAUGUUACUCAAUGUCCAAAUGGCCUUAGACGCCCUUAGAGAGGAUGGUAUCAAGACUGUCAAUAUCGGGCAACACCAAACUCAUACUUGGCCUGAUAUGGUGUCUGAUUCAACGAUAUCAAAUAGCAUCACAUUAGACAAAAUUCACACCCAAAAAAGCCUCAUGAUGCCAUCGGAUCAGUCAGCUCUACCGGAAAUGAAGCUCACAAACUUCCGGACGAACUGGAACGAUGGUCGAGCAUUAAGUGCGUUGUUGGAAUAUUGCCAGUCAGGUUUGUGUCCUGAGUGGAGGGGACUGGAUCCAGAGAAAGGACUGGCAAACUGUGAAAGGGCUCUUAAACUUGCCAAUGAAUAUCUGAACAUACCACCAAUCAUAUCAGCAGCUCACUUGAAUAGCCCACAUUUGGACGAGUUAUCAUGUAUUACUUAUUUAUCAUAUUUAUAUGACGAGGAGCUUGUGCGCUAUCAAGCUACAUUUGCGACAUGUUCCGAAACGGGCCUCAUUCGGUUGUUUUUUUUGACCGUUUCUUUUCUCCUUCCGGACAAUAUAAUUGAUGGUUUUGAAACAUCAUGGAGUGAUGGCUACCUAUUUGCGCUCCUUGUCGAAGCUGUCGGAGGACCGGUUCGUUUCUCAAUUACUGUCUAG